Tarenaya hassleriana is the source of this 940-nucleotide messenger RNA. RefSeq names its product proteasome subunit beta type-2-A. The transcript is spliced from 3 exons. NCBI's taxonomy places the organism in Eukaryota, Viridiplantae, Streptophyta, Magnoliopsida, Brassicales, Cleomaceae. Gene Ontology annotation, biological process: proteasomal protein catabolic process. Gene Ontology annotation, cellular component: proteasome core complex, beta-subunit complex; proteasome core complex; nucleus. Bases 150 to 764 code for a protein of 204 amino acids. The record is from RefSeq and is a predicted model, not a curated record. Gene Ontology annotation, molecular function: peptidase activity.
AGCAAAAGGAAUAAAAAAAAACACUUCUUGUUCGUCAAGUCGCCUCGUGAUUUCUUCAUUGUCGUCGGAGAACAAAUCAGAAGCGAAAUCGAAGAGGAGAGGUUCGAAGGCAGGAAAAAUCUAGGACAGAUCUGUAACAGAGACAGAAGAUGGAGUGCGUGUUUGGUCUCGUUGGGAACGGGUUCGCCAUCGUUGUGGCCGAUACAUCUGCCGUUCACAGCAUCCUCGUCCAUAAGAACAACGAGGACAAGAUCAUGAAACUAGACUCUCAUAAGCUCAUCGCCGCCAGUGGAGAGCCUGGUGACCGGGUUCAAUUUACGGAGUAUAUACAGAAGAAUGUGGCGUUGUAUCAGUUCCGAAAUGGAAUCCCUCUGACCACCGCCGCCGCCGCGAAUUUCACUCGCGGAGAGCUCGCCACCGCUUUGAGGAAGAAUCCGUAUUUCGUGAACAUACUGUUGGCUGGGUACGACAAGGAGACGGGCCCAUCACUCUACUACAUCGAUUACAUCGCAACCCUUCACAAGGUUGACAAGGGAGCAUUCGGGUACGGCUCCUACUUCUCGCUCUCCACAAUGGACAGGCACUUUCGGAGCGACAUGACCCUGGAAGAAGCCAUCGAGCUGGUCGAUAAGUGCAUACUAGAAAUCCGGUCAAGGCUGGUGGUCGCGCCUCCAAACUUUGUGAUAAAGAUCGUCGACCAGACAGGAGCUCGCGAGUAUGCUUGGCGUCAGUCUGUUAAGGAUGUCUCUACCGCAGCUGUCUAAGUUAUAAGUUCCAAGUCUUAAGAUGUUUGGAUUUAUUAGACGUUAUUAUGUUCACUCUGCUGCUUUUGGCUUUUUUUUUUUUUUUUUGGAACUUUUGUAUUGGAAACUCUCGAAUGGGAAAACUAUGAACACUUGUUAUUGAUCUUUGAAAUUGUGGUUGUUUCUAGUUUGUGAUA